AUGUGGGCCCGAACGGUGCUACGCUGUGUGCCUAGCCUGUCCUCAGCUGUAGGGUCUGUAUGUACCGGAUAUCGGACCUCCGCCGUGACCAGGAGGAGAGCCUGUGUCCUGCCGAGGAUCUGUCCGUACAGCACCUGGGAUCAGUAUACACCGAGCUCAGAGGCAGCCGGACCGUCCAGUGACUGGAAGGAGGAGGAGAAUGGAGCUGAGGAUCUGCCAGAGUUUAACAUCAAAGUACUGGUGAAAUUAUUGCAGCAAGAAAAUGCCAAAGAUCUGUGUGUCAUCAAACUUCCUCUAGAGAUGAAAUAUGCUGAAUAUUUUGUUAUUGUUGGAGGAACCUCAACAAGACAUCUCAAAGCCUUGGCAGAGUAUACUCUGAAAGUGUACAAGUAUUUGAAGAGAGACACUGAGUCACAUGUUUGUCUAGAGGGAAAGGACACAGAUGACUGGAUGUGUAUAGACUUUGGUGAAAUUGUGGUUCACUUUAUGCUGCCAGAAAUUAGAGCGACCUACGAAUUGGAGAAAUUGUGGACUUUGCGAUCACAUGAUGAUCAGUUAUUGCAGAUAACACUAGAGACUUUACCAUCAGACUUCACAUUCGGACUUCAGAAGAAUGAAUGA
Molecule: messenger RNA, 621 nt
Organism: Staurois parvus
Lineage: Eukaryota; Metazoa; Chordata; Amphibia; Anura; Ranidae
Source: the annotation of a GenBank genome assembly